AUGGACGCUGAUAAAUAAAAACAUGAAUACACCGAAAAUCCACCACCUCUCCUCUCAGAUUGGGCAGAAAAUAAUAUCAUCUAGCAGGAUCCCAUACUUUGGAGUCCGUAAUUCCAUUCUGUCCAAGAAGAAGAGUGGUCUGGGUUGGAUGGCAGUUCCAACUCGAGGGUAUACCAUUCCAUCUACCCCUGGAUCUGGUGCUGGUAAGGGAGGGGGUGCAGGGGGCUCCGUGAGGGAAUCCGGAGGGGCUUUAGGACAGUACGGAGCUGCCCAUGAAGAAGAAUUCUUCUAUAACAAGCAGAGGGAGCAGCUGGAGAAGAUGAAAACAAAACUGAAGAAGGAGGAAGCUAAACCCCCGAAGAUUACGAGGAAGGAAGGUGGCGAAGACCAUUAGGACUGUAUAGUUUAUAUUUUGAUACUCUGUUGAA
Molecule: messenger RNA, 428 nt
Organism: Ostrinia furnacalis (Asian corn borer)
Lineage: Eukaryota; Metazoa; Arthropoda; Insecta; Lepidoptera; Crambidae
Exons: 1
Coding region: 23-394 (123 amino acids)
Biological process (GO): negative regulation of ATP-dependent activity
Cellular component (GO): mitochondrion
Molecular function (GO): ATPase inhibitor activity
Source: RefSeq, a predicted model, not a curated record